Oncorhynchus tshawytscha (Chinook salmon) is the source of this 809-nucleotide messenger RNA. RefSeq names its product pulmonary surfactant-associated protein D-like. Lineage: Eukaryota; Metazoa; Chordata; Actinopteri; Salmoniformes; Salmonidae. The record is from RefSeq and is a predicted model, not a curated record. The coding region runs from base 337 to 777 and encodes 146 amino acids. The transcript is spliced from 6 exons.
AAAAGAGAUGUUCAAAUCUAUUAUUAUAAUCUUAGUGUAGGGGUACCUACUGCUGCCAAAAAACAACUUUGGGUGGACCGAUUGUAACUGUGGAAACCCAUUCCGUGUACAGGGCUACUCAGGAGCCGUGGGCUUAACUGGGAGAUCUGGUCAUUUUGGAGAGAGGUUAUGAACGCCGACAGUUCUACAGAAUGCUUGCAUUGGUAUGUUAGUAAUGAUGGCUGUUCGUUUGCAUGAAUUCCACCGGUCUGUCUGUCUACCCCAAGGGAGAACCUGGUGUGAGAGGCCCCACCGGUAUCCCUGGGAAGAGUGGGCCGCCGGGAUUGAAGGCACCUCAUGGCGAGAGAGGGCCAAAUGGACCUCAGGGCCGUCAAGGAGAGACUGGACCCAAUGGCAUACAGGGAUCACCCGGUCCUCCAGGCCUUCCAGGGCAGGACAGGGAAGCCAGGCCCUUCAGGAAACCAGGGGCUUGUGGGGGCACAGGGGUCAGCUGGGCUCAUUGGGUUUCCAGGCACUCCUGGGAUGGAUGCUGUGAUGGGGCAGGUUGGAGAAAAAGGAGAACAGGGAGCAGCAGGGCCUGUUGGGGACAGUGGGCCAUCUGGACUGGACGGACAGCAGGUGGGCAGCAGUGGAUCUGGGUGUCUGUUCUUAGAUGUACCCAUCCACCUUCAAUAUGAAUGGUGUUGUCUGAUAUGCCACACUUUCCAUGGUGGUAAGUGUGGCAUAUCUUGCAAUAGCAAUUGUACUAUUAUGGCUGACAUUGAUGACCAUGUUUAAUAUUCACUCCAGGGACAGUUGGUGAGGAGGGG